Molecule: messenger RNA, 2166 nt
Organism: Terrapene triunguis (Three-toed box turtle)
Lineage: Eukaryota; Metazoa; Chordata; Testudines; Emydidae
Gene: TMEM45A
Product: transmembrane protein 45A
Exons: 9
Coding region: 523-1350 (275 amino acids)
Source: RefSeq, a predicted model, not a curated record
GGGGGUGUUAAUGUUUCACUCCCACUCAGAGAUGGGAGGCGGCGGGGACUCGGCGCACAGCUGGACUGUAAAGGUGGCUGAAGGCAAUAGCCGCAGAUUGGUCUCAGUUCAAGUUUAAACAGGCAAGAAAGCAGGAGGAAGGAAUUGCAGAGAAACAGUCCAAGCUAGAUGCUGGACACAGAUUGCUAAAUCCCAAGUAUUGACAAGCAUCACGUGUUGGCCAAUCCUGGAGCAAGUAUACUGGACUUGAUGAGCAGCAGCUGCUCUGACAAUAAGAGCGAAUGGAAGAGAAGAAGCUUGUAGUGGAAGAGCUGGACAUGCCAAAGUCUGUGGGUCCCGAUCUAAUGCAUCCAAGGUUUCCUCCAGAGAUGGUGUGGCUAUAUGGGAAUAGGAACAGAUGCAGCAGGGACGGGUGAAGGUGGACUGAAGGGUUGAGGAGACUUGGAGUGAGGGGCCAUCACUGAAGGAUGAGGAAUUGAUGGAUUGGAGGCACUAAAAGGGGUUUUUGGAUUAUAGAGAAACAUGGGCAAUUUCAAAGGUCAUGCUCUGCCUGGGAGUUUUUUCCUCCUCUUUGGCUUGUGGUGGUCAGUGAAGUACCCACUAAAAUAUGUCUGUCGAAAGAACAAGAAUGCUUGUUACCUUGGUUCCAGGGCAGGAUUUCAGCGCCUGGAAUUUAUUGAGGGGAUCGUCAAAGCAGUAUUUGCCCUGAUUGGUAUGAUAGCUGAGCAGUUUGUUCCUGAUGGGCCUCAUCUGAAGUUGUAUAAUUAUGAGGAAAAACACUGGGAUCACUUGAUGAACUGGCAGCAUGCCACCAUGUAUCUCUUCUACGGCAUCUCAGGGCUGGUUGACAUUGUGGCUCAUGGCACCAAUGCAUUGCCAGUGGCCUUGGAUAGGAUGAUGCUUUCGUUAGCAGUUUUCAUUGAAGGUUUUCUCUUUUAUUACCACAUACAUGGGCGAGCCAUGCUGGAUUUUCAUGUUCAUCAGUUACUUUUAGUGGCUAUCUUUGGAGCAGCUUUUUGCAUAUUUCUGGAAGUCUUCUUCCGCGGCAGCAUUGUCCUUGAGAUGCUCCGGACGAGUCUCUGCAUUCUGCAAGGUAGCUGGCUCUGGCAGAUUGGUUUUGUACUUUAUCCUCCAAAUGGCAGACUGGAAUGGAACCAAAUGGAUCACAAUAAUAUGAUGUUCUUGACAAUGUGCUAUUGCUGGCAUUAUGCCUUUGCUUUUCUUAUACUUGCAAUGAAUUACACUAUUGUCAGCUGGGUAGUUCGUUCAAAGAUUAAACAGGCCCAGUCCGUGGAGAUGGGAUUACUGAAAACAUCCGAACGAGAUCAGGAAUCAGAAGACGAAAUCUAGUUUUGUAUAAAUUCUGUUUUACCACUUUGCCUUCUUCAUCAUUAAGAUAAUUUUUACCUCAUUUCUAGACUAGUUUACCAUCUUGUUUGUUCUUCAUAUAACUCGCUAUGCAAGUAUCAUCCAUAAAGUACUGUAUACUGCUACAUAAUUAGAUUCUUAUUUGCAGAGUGUAGGCCUUAUAUUAAUGUGGUGUUUCCAUUAGUACAUUGUUCAUCACAUGCUUUAGUGGAAAAAUAUUUUCCUAUUAGAUGAACUUAGAUUGGAUGGGGUGACAUUGUCAAGUAAAAAUCAAUUCAGCCCAUUAAUAGCUGAGCAACAUGUUCUCCUCCUGCUGUUGGAGAAACUGGUAAAUUUCCAUAUCUAAAUAUGUCAAAAAAGCUGAAUUUGCUGAAUUGCCAGGCAUGUACAUAAAAUAAUUGUACAGAACUUUAAAACAAUGGAAUAAGCACAUUAUUGAUGGAGACCUACAUCUGCAUUGUCAAGAAUAUCUUUGCUUGUUGUUUCAAAUGAAAUAGCAAAAAACUGCAAAUUGCAAACCCAUGUAGCAUUUAUCUGCACAGUCUAUCCUUUGUUCGUUACCACAUGUGCUCUACCAAACUUCUGCAAGGAGAUCAAGUAAGUGUAGAAAUGACCACUGGGAUUGCCCAUCAUGAGGGGAAGUUACUCAUUGUAGUGACUUGACACUCCUAUCACCCUUCGCUUUGACAAGCAGUACAUUGACCCUACUUUACAGCCAGGGGUAUUGGAACAAUUUUUAUAGUGGGGGUGCUGAAAGCCUUUGAACAAAACUGUAAACCCUGUAUAUGAUGGAAACCA